AUGGAGGAGGCACCCGGCAACGAACAGCAGGCUCAGCCCAGCGCCGGCUCUGCCUCCUCCGCGGGGGCAUCUGCCACAUCUGCCCCUGCGCCUGCACCGUUGGCCAGUGCCGCUCCCACGCCAUCUGCAUCUGGCAGCUCUGGCGCCGGGCAGUUAUCCAAGAGAAGGAGGGGUUUGGGCGUCGUCACUCCCAACGCUUGCACCGAGUGUCGCAAGAAGCGCGCAAAGUGCGAUGGCCAGAAGCCAUGCGGCCGUUGCAAGGCCCAGAAGGACGUAGAGUGCGUUUACGAGGUACCAGUUCGUCAAUCAAAGGAGCACCUUCGAAGCGAAAUCGAGCAACUACGCUACCGUCAGCGAUCCAGCGACCAGGUAAUCGCUGCCUUGGUGCGCUCCGAUAUGUGGGAGGAUGUGUUGCAACGGUUGCGAAGCGGCCAAUCCCUAGAAUCGGUCUCGGAAUGGCUAGGUGGCACGCUUCCCUCGGGCGGCGGGUCUAGAACAUCUCUCAACCGCCCUCCCGAGCAAGCUGGCGAUGCAAACAUGGGCUCAGGUGCCCGCCCAGGAUUCCCAGGAUCGACACCAGCGCCAAUCAGAACGAGAAACCUCGGAGGGCCUGGGUCUGUGACCAUGAGUCCUAUCACGGGGCAAUCUAACUUGCGUCAAGACAUUGAUUCCAACAGCCCGUGGCACCUUUCAUCGCACAGCCAAAGCACCAGGAGCAAUUCGCAUCCCGAUGUGAUGAAUUGGAGUACUGAUACCAAUAAGCCGCCCCAAGGUCUGUUCGACACAUGGGGAGAGUCAACAAGUAACACGGAGACUUCAGAAGGCGGUUCCAAGUACCAGGGCCUCGACCAGGUCCUCGCACCGCUUGAGCCGCCCUACAUGAAACUCCCUCCCGAAGACUGGACAAACAUCACCGAUGACGGCUCUCUUGUGCAGCACCUCCUUGCCUUAUAUUUCUGCUGGGAGUAUCCGACGUUUGCAUCACUGAGCAAGGAACACUUUCUUCGGGAUUUUCAGAACGGUGUUCACCGUUAUUGCUCACCUAUACUUGUUAAUGCUCUCUUAGCUUUGGGCUGCCGCUUUUCCAGCAAAUCCAGUACGAGAGCGAACCCCAGCGACCCGUACACCUCGGGAGACCAUUUUUUCAAAGAAGCCCAGCGCCUGUUUUACCUCGAAGAAAACCACCAUAAUCUGACAACCAUCCAAGCUUUGGGGAUCAUGUCGAUAAGAGAAGCAAGCUGCGGUCGAGAUUCCGAGAGUUGGUACUAUGCAGGGCAGAGCAUUCGUUUGGCUAUCGAGAUGGGCCUCCACCAGUUAGAAGAGGAUGGCGACGAUGACGAGUUUGCAGUGCAGGCUGCCACUUUCUGGGGUGCCUUUGCACUUGAUCAUGCGUGGUCUUUGGCAACUGGCUCACUCCCCCAGUGCUCCUGUUUCCCUCACCUGCCGCCAAAGCCCGCUAUCAUCGAUGACAUUGAGGCGUCUUUGUGGAUCCCGUACACGGACGACGGCGCCCCGUUACAGCGUUCAGCUGAACAGCCGUCCAACGUCCGGUCUGUGUAUAAGUGCUUCUGUGAACUGAGUGAGCUUGUGCACCAAAGUCUCUACGUCCUCCACUCUCCAGGAAGACCGUUGACCAGCCGUGAUUUACUUGGCAUAUACACCCAAUAUCUCAACUGGUAUGACAGAAUACCAGAGGUACUGAGACUAGGGCACAACUUUACACCCGCUGUGCUCUUUGCCCACAUGUACUAUCACUUUGCCAUCCUCCUUCUCUUCCGGCCGCUCAUCAAGCUGAGAAUUAUUGGUUCCAAGCUGCUGCCCCGGGAUGUGUGUGGACAGGCGGCAGAUGCCAUCCAAGGACUCCUGCGGUCAUACUCUCAGCUCUACACGCUCCGCCGGACGCCGUCGUUUGUCCCGUAUUUCGUCCUUACAUCAUCCAUCAUGCAUCUAGCCAUUGGUGCGGCCUGUGCGCCGCCGCAAAAGGGGUUCGAUGCAACAGCGCCAGCCAGCGUCGACCCUGCGGCUCAACCACCAUAUCCACCUCGUGUCGUGGAGGCGAUCAAGCAAGGCAUCCGGGACCUGGAGGAGAUGGCACCGUGCCAUCAUUUUGCAGAACAGGCACUCAAUAUUCUUCGAUAUCUAGCCAAAAAGUGGAACUUGGACGUCGAUAUGGGCGAAAGGCUCCCAUCAGAUGCCGAAUACGCGCACCUGGUCAGGCCAUAUACAAGCAGUCUCAAUUUUUUCGCUCCAAAUGUCAUCGAGGACGACUUCAUCUGCACUUGGGGCGGCAGCACCGACGAGGCCGAGACGCCGAACCCGGCAACGACAAUGGGCACCAAGGGAAUUGAACCCGGAAAGCCAUCAGUCUCGCGGGCAGCCAAGGUCCUGGAGAACCCUCUGUUCUGGCCGUUCCCAAUGCAGGGGCGUCCGAUGCUCCCUACAGGACGCGAGCUUAAGGAUGCUGGAUUUGAGAGGAUCUAG
Messenger RNA from Colletotrichum graminicola M1.001, 2481 nucleotides. Its product is annotated as fungal specific transcription factor domain-containing protein. The transcript is spliced from 5 exons. NCBI's taxonomy places the organism in Eukaryota, Fungi, Ascomycota, Sordariomycetes, Glomerellales, Glomerellaceae. Gene Ontology annotation, biological process: regulation of DNA-templated transcription; DNA-templated transcription. Gene Ontology annotation, molecular function: DNA binding; zinc ion binding; DNA-binding transcription factor activity, RNA polymerase II-specific. The record is from RefSeq and is a predicted model, not a curated record. Bases 1 to 2481 code for a protein of 826 amino acids.